This is a messenger RNA of Anopheles funestus (African malaria mosquito), 6626 nucleotides long. It is a transcript of the gene ssp2, whose product is annotated as serine-rich adhesin for platelets. NCBI's taxonomy places the organism in Eukaryota, Metazoa, Arthropoda, Insecta, Diptera, Culicidae. The transcript has 9 exons. Bases 570 to 4850 code for a protein of 1426 amino acids. The record is from RefSeq and is a predicted model, not a curated record.
GAUUGCGGAAGAGCAUCCUCCUGAAAUAGCCCGUUUACAUCAGGCCUGUGACUGCGAUGCGUUGCAGUAAUCGUGUGGAACGUAUUGUGCUUUCUAGUGAAUGUCUCGCGUGUGAUGAAUAGCUAUUUCCUUUCUGUAUGAAAAUUAGAAAAUUCUGCUUGCGAUUGAUGCGAUUGCUAGCAUAGUGCUUCCAGGCCCCAUGGCUCCUUCGAUCGGUGGAGUGUUUUAAAACAUUUGUUGGAAUUCAAUUGAAAUUUAGUGCUAUUCGUACACGAAACGAAUUCUCGCCGUGCAAUCCCUAGUGCCAGUGCAGUGUACAGAAGAAAAUCAUCAACCAUUUGCAAUUUGCAUAACUCUUCACCUUGUACUUCUGUGUUGUCGGUGUGUUUAUAAAAAAGAGAGAUAGAAAGUGUGUGUGUAUGUGCUUGUUUCCUGUUUCGUACGACGCUGCAUGCCUCGAGAAGUAAAAGUGAAAUCACCCCGCUCUACCGGAAGUGCAGCCGGCGGAAGAUCUGGGUGAUCUGUGCAAAACCCCGAUCCCGCUUUUCGUCGGAAAACUGUCGGGAAAAAUGGACGUGUCCGGCAGCUUCAGCGGAGAUGAGCUCAUACCUGAUAGCUGCCUCGAGUCGGAAUGGAUUGAUGAAGAUGAGGUGUUUGCAAUUCUAAAACAAUGGGAAACGCGAGGCGGACGCGGCAACGGCAAAGCAGCAACCACCGGCUGGUGCAAUCCGGGCAGCAACAACAGCGGCGGUCACAUCCUUCUAAAUCAGAGCUUCAGCAAUGAGAACAGUAGCCCCAGCAGUAUUCCUGGCAAAUUAGAAUCGCUCUCCACUGCAGAGCAGCGUGUCUCCGAAUGCGUUACAGAUUGUAUCAAGAAAGAGCAUUUGCUCGACGAUAUCGAUAGUAUAGAACAUGGGAAACGGCUGCUGAAUCUAAACAGUAGCAGUCAAAGAUUCGUCGACACGGGAACGUUUACGAGACCUAAGAAAAGGAUAGAGUAUAAUACACCGAACAACGCUAGCACAUUGUCCGUAGAAAAUAACACCUUUUCAACUUCCCACAAUGAGCUUGCCAGUGGAGGAUCGCCGCUGCUUAAUGUACAAAUCGGAGGUCCCGUAACACCUUCUUCCUUGGCGACAUCGGCCCUAGCUACAUCCGCUACCGGCAACCGGCUUCUGAUGCAACGUAGCUGGCUCAACGAUGUCUCUCCACCAUGCUCGAUCAUGAACUCGAUGGAGUUCUCGACGAACGAGCGGAUCGCUAGCAGCUUGAUCACUAGCGGAGACUUUAGCAGCGUUGGAUGUUUGCUGAAUGCGAGUGACGAAAAUGUGGGAACGAGCAUACCGAGCGUAGGGAAUGCCAGCUAUAACGGAUACAAUCUGUACAGUGUGAUCGAGGACAGGCAGCGUUUGGAGAACUUGUGUCUGGACGAGGAAAGCACACUCACGAAAGAUUGCAACAUCUCGCGUACGGAUCUGAACGCAAUCGAAAAUGUGUCCGGCGUAAGUACGAUGCAAAACUCGUACGAAAGCAGCGGUCGAACAGCCGUACUGAUGGGUUCGUCCGGCAAAUCUUCGUUUGAGGAUGAAAGUUCACCGCCUAUCACGGUAGGAGCGGAAACCGAACGAACGGAAGCACGAACGGGACUUGUUGAUACAACGGUAACUACUGCGAUCGCUGCAAAUGACACGUUCCACGUACCGACGGAAAUACCGGAAACAGAAGCCGAAAGGAUUCUCGCUAGCAAGCUGUUGAUGAAUGGUGGCGGGACGUAUGAUAUGCGAAGGCCUCGAAACUUUAAUACCUACAGAAAACCUCGCUCGUCGUUAAAUCAAACGUUCGAGGGAUUACCGCGGGUGGAUAUGGAUGGGGGUGAGGUUGGUCGGGAAUCUGCUAUUGUACCGCCGAUCGAUGAGCAAACAUUCGAUGGACAGGUACCGAUGGCUGUAAAUGAUAAGCAUGCAGUCAUGAACAGUACAUUCGGUAUUGUUGGUGAAGAACAGCUCGGUGGCGUUGCAAACGGUCAUGGAACGUUCGUUAGAAAUUGCACGGUCACCAACGACGAUGUGCGAUUGCUAAAUCUAACGCACGACACAGUGGAACCAGCGGUAGCGAUCACACCACCACCAGCUAUUCCAUUCGAUCGCACCUUUAAACGUCGUCCACGCAACGGAACGUUUACCGGGGGUGAGGACGGUAUGCGUCAUCUGCCCCUUGAUAGUCCGCUCCGACCAACGGUGAUGGGAUAUGAGGAAGGUACCGAUUGUACACAACAAGAAUCAGAAGCGAAAUCGCGCGAACAUCGCACACCAAAUGGAACGUUCAGUGAACUGCAACAGCCGGACAGUUCGAUGCUGGUGCAGUCUACGCCAUUCCAUGGACCAUCGGCACGGGUGAAAGGUGUCCCGGAAAUAGAGGAUUUAUCACCUAUCGGUCCCGAAACCAUCCAACGGACACCACCUACUGGUUUUGGGCGCACUAUUGUAAGGCGAAGUCGUAAUCUAGAGCCGGAUCUGCGUAGCGCCUCGUAUGAAAAUACGCAACCGACGCUAGUGCAUGAAGAUGGUGCUGCUGGUGAGAUACUCGAUCUAGAAACGGAUGACUUUGACGUUCAGAUCCGACGUCUACCAUCGGCGGCAACUAACCACGGUACGGACAUAUCGAAUUUCCUCGACGCGGAAAAGCGCAUCUCGCUGCAACACUUCGAGGAGUUUGAGAAAUCGAUACUGGAAAGCGAACACAGUGGAAUCGAUUUCGACGAGAUGCUCAAUUCGCUAACGGCAGAUGUACGACGGUCGGAUGAAGCGAGCGAUAAGCUAAGACAAUCGCUAGACAACAUUAAGAAGCGGCACUCGCGCAUCAAUCUUGAAAAGCAGCAACAGGAUGAAAUGAAGCGCAAAUUGCACCAGCAGCAGCAACCGGCAACGCUGGUGGAGGCACAAUGCGACAAUAAGCUGGCGGACUCGAUGCUGUCGAAAAGCGGUAGCAUGUGCUCGUCGAGUGGAAGCGAAAGACUGUUAAACCGUAGAAGUAGAUACAAUGAGGACGUACACCUGACACUAUCGCCACAACAGGCACAGCAACAACAGCCGUCAUCAAUCAACACGACGGUGAUCAUGCCGAAUGGAAGCGGUGAAGGAUCCGUCGAAACGAAUGAUCCCGUUUCUACCGCCGGCGAGGUAGAAACGUACGAUCGUAAAAAUCGGGAUCGCUUCAAAACAAUACGUUUGGGAAGAAGGCGAGAUGAUUCGCUCGGAGCUGCGCUGCCUGAUGUAGAUCAGGAGCUGGGCGCGGGCCAACCAAUGUUGAAUGGAUCGGAGGAAGAUAGUAUCAGCAAUAGUGGUACUGGUAGUAGUGCCUUUAGCAGGUUAGAUCAUAACGCACUGAAAAUGGCGUCAGUCCCGUCGUUCGCUAAUGGCGGCAGACUGUUGGGCAGCAAUAAUCUGUCAUCGAUGAAGACUGAACCCUCCGGCGACGAUGAUGAGACCGUGUUUAAGAAACCACAAGCAAUCCCCACUCAGCAGCCGUCUGGACUCGCACGGCCUGGCGAAAGCCGGUUGCGCAGUACUCUCUCCAAGCCACGGCAGUACGGCAAUGCCUCGAUGCAAGGCACGGGUGGAAUUCAGCGUAAGGAUCUUACGCUUCCCUUGGGCAAUAAGUCUAACUCGACUGAUUGUUUAGAACAGCGAGAACAAGACCAGUAUCUCCAGCAGCAACAUCAGCAUCUACAAAAGCUGCAGCAACAACCUACAUCGCGACUAGCGGCAACAUCCAAGCUUGGUGGUGGUAGUGGCGGUCUGCUAGGCACCGGAAGGUACUCGCAGUUUGGUCUAGCAAACAAGCAACUGCAACUGCAGCAACAGCAGCUUCAAACAAAUGCGUUACAGCAUCAGCCGGGUGCACCUCCUGCCCUUAAGUCUCCGAUGGGCACGAAGUCAAAGUCCUACCAUAGUCUCACGUUUGCCCAGGCUAACAAUAGUAGCGGUUAUGGUGGAUCUAGCGGCAAUCUCUCGAAGCUCCACGGGUCGUCUGCACUGCAGCUAAAACUGAAGCACAAUUCCAGCAACACAGAGCUGAAAAGUAACACAUCCAAGCGGUCCUCGCUGCAGCAGCAGGCAGCUUCCAACUUGCGGAAUGCAUCCAACGGAUAUCAGCAGGGUGCCGGAGCGGGAGCAGGGAUGGUGGGCCGCGCCAGCUUACCCCUGGUGCGGUCACCCGCUGCUCAGCCAAAUGCAGCUCGAACCAGCCUGAACAACAGCUCUACCGCUGCUGCAAUGGCUAACAAAAACGCUCUGAAUACUACUACCACUCUCUCCGGUGGUGUACAGAUGCGCACAGCCAGCGGAAUGGCAAAAACGUCCCGACUUGGUUUGAUACGCCCGUCCUCCGGAUACUUUAGCUACAACACGCACCGUAAGCACCCAGACUCAGAUAACGAGUCGGUCAAUAGCCUGUCAUCCUCAUCGGCUAGCUCCCGGGGCAGCCUGUAUCGUGUAGAUAGUCAAAGCAUAGCGAACAAUGUACAACCGCAACAGUUCACAAGCGCCACCCGAACCAAUAGUAUCGAGGACGUUGGCGGCGCUAGUAGUGGCGUGGGUAAUGGUUUGCUAACGAAACUUAAUGGCACCGGUGCAGGAAUGGGCCCAGGAGUGCUGAGCGCGUACGCUUCCAUCGAGCCACCGCUACCGAAGACGAUCCCAAGCUCGACGGCAGCGUCUGCAACGACAGGUUUGAAGCAACCGAUGGCAACCACUGGAGUGAAACCUUCCGGGCUGAGGCCACCAUCCGCCAUCCGACCACCGACCGUACGCAGCGGCCUACCACGUCCAACGAGCUACAUACGACGAUAGAGCCGACCACUAGCAACGAGGCCAGAUCAUUAGCAUCUACAUGUAAAACGCCAUAAAGGGAACCCAUGUAUAAGCAAAAGAAGGCAACCAACACAGCUUAAUAUUGUCGCUCAUUAGGGUGGGUUUUUUUUCUUCCCCAUGGUAUCCUUUCUGUGUAUUUAUCUACCAAUGGAAUGUAACAACUGUGUUCUGCUAAAAAGUAUUUCAAUCCGUACAUUUUAUAUGUAUUAUUUUCCUUAAUCCGGACCAUCCGAUAAUCAAUUACCGAUUAACGUUUCUGUUUUAGUAUUCCCCUUUUAUCUGCUGUGCAAGUUCCGUGUCCGCGGAAGUAUUCGCCAUAUGUAAAGUCAAUCGCCUCAAGAGCGUCGUAAUAAUCAAGACGAUCAACUUAAAAUUUGUGCAACACAUUAGGCUUUCCAACUUUCAUAAGAUUAUACCUUGUAUAUAGCACCAAACGUUACAUUGGAAAAUCAUUUUCCGAGUUGGUUUCCUGUUCAUUAUACGAAAAAGACGAAUUGUGUUAGAGGAAAAGUUUACUUUCGGUUAUUUUAUUAUAGCAAAAUAGUUAACAACUAUCUCACUGUUUUCCAAUCAUGACCUGAGUCUGUUGGCGCUUUUGCGUGAACUAGCGAACGAUCGAUUCAAGAACAUUAAAACUUUGCUUGUGAAAGUCAAUCUAAUGCACACCAAUUCGUAAUUUCUAUGGGCUAAAUACAUAUUUUUCUAUUAACAGGAAGAGACGUAAGAUAACUUUGAGCGACCAUCCAUUAUUUUAAAGUUAACUUGUUGGUCUUAAUAUCACUCACAACACAUGUCAUAUUUCUAUUCAACCUUCUUGUCGGUUUUUGACUUUAGGUCCGAACUUAUAAGAUGUAUCACACUACCAAAUUUAUCUUGAGAUCCAUUUCUCUACAUUGACUCAGACUUCUGAUACCCCAAACCAUACGAUUAGUGUCGAUUGUUUAAAAUAUACACUAUAGGAUAAAUUAUUAUUCAACCCACAGUGGCAGACAAUUUUGAAUUGAAGUUUACAAUAGCAAACAGACGAUUGUUAAGCCAGGCAAUACAUUGCGACAUUCUGGUCCAGGGUCGCUAGACAUCCAAAACUCAUAAAAUGACUUUACAUGUAUAAUUGUUCCCAGGCACAGACAAAUAUGCUAAUUUCAGUAAUUUAAUUAUGAGCUUACUAGUACAGAGAAUAAGCAAACCGUAAUCGUAAACUAGUACAUCCCGCAAGCGGUCAGUGGAAACGUUACACAGCUGUUGCAAUGUUAAUCCAUCUGAGAAAAAUCCGUCAACGAGCAGGGAACGAAUUAGUAAAGGGUAGGACAUCUUAUGAUAAGGUAGAUCCGCGCUUUUACAGCUGUAAACGUAAAUUAGCGGUUUAAAGGUUGAGCACAUGAGAAAACUUGUGGUAUAAACAAGUAGUUUAUCAGGUUGCCGUAGAACGUCAUUAAAACAAAGGACAAAAAGCGAUUACGAAAGUGGGCAAAUUUGCUAUGUUUAAUUAAUACUGCGCCCUGAAUUGUUUCGAUGAUAUUCUACGAUAAUCUGGCAAAUAAUUUACUUCAAUCGUACUAAAAGCAUCGCUUAGAAUGGCGCCAUUACGACGUUCACAAAAUACAAAAAAAAGAAGCGAAAUAGAGAAACGGAAAGGAAUUGUUAUACUUCUAAGCCUGAACAGUAAACCUUAAUUGUAACUUCCUGUCAACUGUGUAAAAUGAAAUGAUAUACACAUAUUUAUACAUUAAAGCAGAACCUUCGUGGUACAAUGUA